ACGGUGAGGACGGAGACGGGCGGUACCUGCUGAUACAGUCGAUGCUGUUACCGUUUCCAGUCGGUGACUGACGUUUAACUAGUUCACACGUUCGUUUACCGGCCGUUUACCGUCAACAUGUCGCACACCGUCAUCACCACAACGACCACGACGGUCCGGUCCGGGGACAGCGUCCUGAACACGGGCUACCUCGGUACCAUCCCGGGAAUGCUCAAGAUAGGACAGACGCUCUCCCUGCUCAUUGCCUUCCUGUGCGUCUACUGUGUUCAUGGCUGGCCCAGCUGGCACGCCUUCUGUUUCUUCGAGGUGGUGGCGCUCUGGUUCUUACUCGCCUUCUUAAUUUUCCUCCUCAUGCACCUGUUCAGGCUGCAGGGCAAGAUGCCCUGCAUCAACUGGCCUCUGACGGAGUUCUUCCAUUACUCUGUGGGGUGCGUCCUCCUCUUCAUUGCCUCCAUCAUCGCCUCGGUGAAGAGCGGAGGAGUUUCAGCGCUGGUGGCCGGAUCGGUGUUUGGCUUCAUAGCGACGUUCCUGAUGGCUGUUAAUCUGUGGACGUCCUACAGUAUGGCUUGUGGCCCUCAGGCUGGUGCUUCAGUGUAGAAAAACAUCCGUCAUGAAGGAACCAGACGGCUGAGUCGGCAGUUUGCUGUGUCCAUUUUUCUGCCCGGCAACCACCCUGAUAAUCAGCUUGAUUGAAUGACAGCUGCAGAGGUAACAGAAGCGCUGAUCCAGGACCAGUUUCCAACAACCUGAAACAAAAACGUCCCUGAUUAUCACGGUGAAACGCUGAAGCAAUAGCGUAGUUAAAGUAUUACUUUUAUAUUCCUCAUUGAAUCCUGUCAAACCUCUACAGUCAUGUUUUCAUGUUAAAGGUGCUCAGUGUCACAUUUUAUCCAAACACAUGAGUGAAUGACACUGCGGUGCAAACAAUCAGUCACAUGCUGUUAUUGUCUUAUUACUAACAUUUCCCAUCACCACUGCUGCUUCUCACCUUAUAAGCUUUUCCUUCAUUGCACCAUCUGCCACCAGAAGCUUUUUAGAAAACUUUAAGCUGCGUGAGUUUUAAAAUGACAGCGCCUUCCUGCUGAUGUGUGCCAUAAAUCAAACCAGACGAAUUCCCUCUCGCAGGUCUGACAGCAGCCUCGGUGUCUCCGCGUCGCCUCUUUGUUCUUCUCCUCAGUGGUUUACAGCUUAAUUUGCUCAGUUUGUUAACAAACGUCUUAUCCAUUCCGACUUUUUUUCUACUUUGAAAAUUCCUAACUCUGCAAAACCUGUUUGGACCACGGAUGUAAUACAAACUCUUUUUUUUAACCCUCUGAACUCUGAGCAGCUUCUGGGUGUAUUUUUUUUCUCCUGUCACAUUUUUCCCCACUGUGGGCUUUUUUUAAAUGCAGUUUCAAGUCCUGCAUCUCUGUUGAAACAGCACAACCAUGACAGGAAGUAGAGAGAGAGCUCAAAAUGUCUUCGUGCAGUAUGGCAGUUAGAAUGACAGAUGAUUUAUUUCCCAAAAAAACAAUCAAAAUAAUAAUAAUAAUAAUGGAAUCAUGUCAAACAUUUUUCCAGGUGUCCACAGCUGGAAAUAAUGGAGGUUCCACAUACUAUAGAUAAUUAACUAUUUGUAUAUUAUUUUUCCUCUCUUCUCUGUGGAAACACAGCCUGCAGUUCAACCAAAAAAUCAAUUUUUGUCACCUGACUGUUGAUCACAUCUGAGUCAGUCGUGGCUUCUCAGUUGUGCUGAUGAGUUCGGAGACUUUUAGUUUUACAGAUGAGCGUAAAGAGUUGACUUUUGGUGAGUUUCUAAAUGAGAUGGGUAGAAUAAAGAGAUUUUAGGCUCAGAUUUGAUUUAUCUUUGCUGGUGAAACAUCAAACACAGUCUGCAGUUCAGCCAAAUAGUUGCUGGAUUUGCAUUCUUAAUUUAUUUUGCAAGCGCAGACUCUUUUUUUUUUGUUUGUUUUUGCAGAAUCUUUUAAGAGAAAGUUUUUUUUUGUUGAAUUUUAAUUGAGACUUAGAGUUUCAAAUUUAAGCUUCCUUUUGAUUAAAUUUCUCACCUAAACAUCACAGGUGAUAUUUUCAGCGACUGUUAGAAGGUUGAAAAUCUGGCAAUUCUUUCUGUUUCACAGUUUUUGCCUGAAAAAUGUGUCAUUUUAGUUAUUUUUUUUUUUAAAGAAAACAUGCCUUUUAAACCUGCUGGCAGGUAUUGGGGUUCAGAGGGUUUAAUCACUUUUAUUCAAUGUCCAGCCAUACAGCUCUGUUAGCUUCCAACGCUAACUCUAGCUAGCACACUAAAAUGUCAAUGAGCAGAUAUUCUGGUGUGCUAACAAACUUUAACAAGCUAAUAUUUGUCGGAUUAAAAAGAAAAACCUGCAUGAAGCUAAUGACGUUGUUAGCAUGCUAAAACGUUACUCAGGGGCUUAAAAAACAAUAGCAUGCUAAAAACAAAUUAAAUGAAACAGUGAAAAACAAAAUGUUAGCAUGCUAACAAUGCAAACCAACACAAAAACCAAGAAUAAUUGCUGAAUCUCUCCAGUUAAAACAUAAGUGUGGUGCUAAAGUGUAUUUUUCUUAUUGUCAGAAAACUCCAUGUGUACUGUCAGUGGUCAUUAAAUGGCAUUUAGUGCAGUUAGCAAUGUGCAUCUUCCAAACUGAAAACAAAAAAAUAUUCAUGGAAGAAAGUUUUUUUGGAAAGUUGCAGGAAGCUUGAGCUUUCUGCCCCAGUGUAUGAUGUUUUUGUUUCCCUGGAUCUGUACAAUGAAGGUGGAGACACAACAGACUGAAAUAAAUCUGAAUUAUUGCCUGAAACACUCACCAGUGCACCAAAUAUAGAUUGAAUAUAGUCCCUAAAAAACACAUUUUCCUCUUUUUUGAGUAAAGUUCACUAAAAACAGCAAUGAGCAGCUGUUAAAAGUUAAACUACAUGUUUUUGAGGUGAUUUUAAAAGUUUAAAUCUCCAAGUUUGGAGAUGAGAGUCUUGAAGUAAUGAGAAACACACCGAUGGUUUACGUCUGGGAGUUUUUGACAAUAACAAAAAUAUAGAAUAGCACAGACAUUAUCCUUCAAACAGUGAUUUCACUGCUGUUUUACAAGGAUUGUGUCAUUGAUUUAUUAUAUAAAUGGUAAAGCUACCAUUAAGUUUUGCUGAAGUGAUUUUUCCUUGUCUGGGUGUCUCAGUAACUCCCAUGAAGCAUCACAUUAACUUCCACAGUUUAGAAAACAGCCUCACUGUCUGCUGGGAAAUCAAUUUGCCUUUACCCUCAGCAUUAAAUCCUGCUUCACUACAAAAUGCUGUUCAAUUUUUCUAACAGACAGGACCAGUGCGGCUGUCUUUGGUGCUUUAAAAGAAAAAAGAAAAAAGAACUAAAAAACAAACUGGGUGAAUUUAAAUUGAAUUUUCUAUCAUUCAUCCUGCACUCUAAAAGCACAGUGGUUUUGAAUGCUGCCAAAAAAAGAAAGAGAAAGCAGUGUCCAAAUUAAACCCAAGAGGAGAUCGGAUGGAAAACAAAUUACAGGUGUGGAAAUCUGUCUGCAUGGAUUAAUAAAACAUUUUAAAGAAUAUAUAUAUUGAUUGAAAACUGUACAUUGGAACUAAUGAACACAAAUAAAACACACAUGCACAGAUUUUUUGAUGCAGAUCUUUUGGAAAAUAUGCAUCUCAUGGUCAGAAACAAAACUGAAAUAUGUUAAAAUAAAACCAGCAUGUCUUUGUCAUAUCAGCUAAAUAAAGGAACAUGCUUACAUAUAGUGAAAAUACUUUAAUAUCUGCUUUGCUGCACUUUACAGAAAACAACAGUUGCUUACAGCAUGUUUGUCAUUAUUCAAAUGUCUUUGACUGUUAAAGCACAAAAUACAUUUAAGGACACGUCUCCCGUCCUGCACCGUAUCCCUGCAUGUUGUGGUGCUUCCAUUUAGUGACUUUAUUAAUCUUUUCAGACUGAUUUCCUCACAUGUGGCCCAGUCAGAGUGUCAGCUGACAUGGAUUCAAAUGCACUUUUAUUUCUACAAACAUUUCUGACCCGAAAAUUCAACUGUAGCUGAAAGAAGAGAAGCAAAAUAAUUUUUUUUGCCUCCAAGAUGAAGUAAUUUUAUUGAUGUGUUUGACCUGAAUUACCUUUGUAAUGUUUUCCAACAGCAGUUAUUAAGUUUUACCUUACAGUUAAACUUACGACAGUUUUAUCAACUGUUCUUCUAAGUCACAACCAACCAUGCUAACGUAUCAGAAUCUAGUGGCAUUUAUGGUUUGAUUUUGACCAUAUUUUGCUCUUUGUAAUUCCAGUUUACCAGUUAGAUACCAAGUUAGAAAUAUUUAAUUGUCUUGAGGCUUAAAUGUUUUACUUAUUGAAUUAUUUCCUCUCUGCUUCUGAGAAAUGUUUGCAGAACUAAAACUUAAAAUCUGUCUCUGAUUUUGUGGGAAAUUUCCUGCCGUCUCUCUGUGAUCUGAAACCUUUUGGUCAGAAGCGAUGAUCAGAUUACUGCCUUACUGUCGAUCAGAUGCCAAAAAAUCUUAGUGUGAUGCUUCAGUCUUUGCACUGAAUGUGUCUUAAUAUUUCCUGUGACGGAGCACAGAGUGAAGGAUUCACGUCUAAUUGGUCACAAAUUGAAUGUUUCACAGUGGAAGUUGAGGUUUACUGGACAAAUUCUAAUUUAAAUAGAGAUUGUUGUCUUACUUCCUGGUGCAUCUCUUGAAGCCCCGACACACUGUGUGACGACAGCAUCUCAACAGCUCACCUCUAUGAAUGUUAGCGGCACAAAAAUGCAAACCAGAACCCAACACGCAAUUAGAAAAUAACAGACUUGAGCUGAAAAAUUAGAAUUUCCGUGAGUUCGUUUGAGCACAGAUCCAGAUAACGUGGCGUGAACGUGUUCACGGUGCCUCUGUUGCCCCAUUCAAGUGCUAAGCUUCAUUUUCCAUCCAAAAUGCUUCCUUGUUAUCUUUCAGGUCUGCAGCAGGACUGUGAGUUUAGUCCUAACAAAGAGAACAACAGUGUGGUUCUCUGGGAGGGCAGCAGCAUCAAUAGAACACACUGAUGGUGCAUUUUAUGUGGUCAGAGCUGUGGCCUCACAGCAGCAAGGUUCCAUUCAGGGGUUUUCUCUGGAUGUUUCCUGCAACAGUUUACAGACACAUUUUAGAUUAAAUUAGUCACUAUAAAGGGCUGCACAGUGGUGUAGUGGUUAGCACUUUCGCCUUGCAGCAAGAAGGUCCCUGGUUCGCGUCCCGGCUUUCCCGGGAUCUUUCUGCAUGGAGUUUGCAUGUUCUCCCUGUGCAUGCGUGGGUUUUCUCCGGGUACUCUGGCUUCCUCCCACAGUCCAAAAAUAUGCUGAGGUUAAUUGAUCAUUCUAAAUUGCCCGUAGGUGUGAAUGUGAGAGUGCUUGUUUGUCUUUGUAUGUGGCCCUGUGACAGACUGGUGACCUGUCCAGGGUGUCCCCUGCCUUCACCUGAGUCAGCUGGGAUAGGCUCCAGCACCCCCCACGACCCUAGUGAGGAUUAAGCAGUGUAUGGAUAAUGGAUGGAUGGAUGGAUGGAUAGUCACUAUAAAUUGGAGUUUUUGGAGGUAAAUACACAACAGGAAGCAGAAUUGGUCUCAAGCCUGAGAAAGGAAAUGACAGAAAUCUGUGAAUGUUCCUGUUAUUUCUCAGUGUUUGAUGAACAAAAACAUCUGUUAACCAGAAUAAAUGAAACCCCAAUGAACCAAACAGCAAUUUUUAUCCUCAGUUCUGAUCAUUUUGGUGUUGAUCAUUUUCCUUUGGAGCUGAAUAAAAGCACCAAAAAUGGGCAUCAGAAAUUCCUCUGUGCAGUGAAACUAAAAUGUCCUUCAACUCUUUAUUUGCGCUUCUGCUGCAGUUUAAAGCGCUGAAGUUUAGACAGAUUAGUCAGAGUCGGAAAGCUACAAAAUUGCCUUCAGAGUCCCUGAACAGAGACUGUCAAUGAGUUAAAACUAAAAUCCUGUGCAAACGUGGCUUCACUAGGACCUCAUGUGACUCGAAGGUCUUCGUAUAUCCAUUUAGUGGCUAAAAAACAAGACUGAACCUUGAAACCAAGUUACAUCUGAUCCUAAAUCUCCUCCACAAAGCCUUUUUACUGCUCAGUCGAGCUUUAUUGGGUGACUGUACACAGUAACAAAAGCCAACAAGUCUGUGCUUCCUUAUUUGAGAGAAAUCUCUGCAUUAUUCUGUUAUUAACAUGUAAUAACCAAAAGCAUCUAUUAUACUAGAGUAAAUUAAACUCUAGUUAACCAAACUGGUUAAUUGCAAUUUUUAUUCUCAGUUCUUUUCAUUUUGGUGCUGGUGAUUUUUCCUUGGAGUAGAAUAAAACCAACAAAAAUGGGCUUUAAAAAUUGCCCUUUGCAGGAAAAUAACUGUAAUAUCACAAACUAACAUGUCCUGCAGUUCUUUAUAUGUGUUUCUGCCGCAGUUUGAAGAUCAGGCAGAUUAGUCAAUGUCAGGAAGCAACGGCAACACUACAGAACCACCUUGAAAGUUCAAAAGGCUUAAAACAAUCCUGUGAAAAUGCAGGUAGAAGAACUUAGUUUCCUUAAAGGUUCUUCAACCUCAGAUAAAGUUCCUGCAGUGGAAUCGUUUCACCUCAUUUGGACCUGUUUGGUUUCAGGUCUUGUCAUUUAGGUACUAAGUGAACCCAUGAAACCCUCCUGGUCGUAGCAGCAGCGUUUCAAAGCUCAGUCCUGAGUUUCUUCCACAAAGCGUUGAAGUUGUCGUUUUUGUCGACUUCAGACAGCCAAACAUUCUCUCCCUCGAUUGUCAGUUUUUGCCUGAGACGCCCUAAAGUCGCACACUGUGUCGGGGUCUUUACACUUAGACACCGUUUUCACCACAACUAUUAAAAAGCAGUUUUUUACAAAGUCAGACUUUGCUGCGUUUCUGUGACAGUCCAACGUGUUCACACUUGCUGUGUAUUUGCUGCUUCACUUUGCUGUAUUUGAUUGUGUGUCUGGACCAGCUUUACAUAUAACAGCUUUUAUUUCUGUUUUUGAUGCACUGAUGAAACUUCCUAAACGCCACGCAAAGGUUUGGUUUUAGCCAACAGCUGAUGAUCCAAUCUGAUGUUAAUGAAGCACUUGUUGAAUAUGACUGGACAAAAAAUUGAAAUCUUUUAAGAUUUAUAUUUGAUUUAAGAUUUUGUAUUUCUAUUGUUGAACUUUUAAUAUACCAAGUUUUCCAUCAGUAUCAGCCCAGUAUCCAGUUUUAGAGUCUGAUGUUUUUUAUUGCUGCAUUCUUUAUUUUUGAAACAGUUUUUUUUUUAUUUUAUUUUUUUAUUGCUGCUUGGAUGUCUGGUUUGGAUCCAGAGAGUGAAUGUGUUCAUCAGUCAGAGUUUGAGCCUCUAAAGAUCCAGAAGUGAGACUGUUUACUGUUUACAGUCUGAAAUAUCCCCAAAACGCAAGUUGUGAUCGACUCUGUGUCCAGACCAAACCAAACUAGGCUGUUUACAUGAUUUAUUUAGCCGUGUUUGUAUCUUCUGAUGCUGAAUGAUGCUGUUCUCACCGACGCAAAGUGACCUGAUGUAAGGCUGCGAGUCCACUGGCAGGUUUUCAGCUUAAAGGCUGAUCAGCUUUGAUCCAGAACCGACUGCACAUGUAGCCACACAGUUCAGUCAGUCUGCUGCUGCUGGAUUCUUUGAAAUACUAAGUAAGAACUGUUUAAAGUAAUCAGGAGAGUUUAUAUGAUCAAAAAACACAAUUUGCACAAGAAAUCUGUAUUAUGUUGACUUUUAACUUUCCGGUUUCUGUGUAGCUUUCGAUCUGUUUAAGAAAUCUCUCGGCGCACACAGCUUCACCGUUUGGACUCUAAUCAGCAGCCAGACAUGAAUUUUUAAUGUUAUACUACGUAGCUAAGAGAAGAUCAGGUGAUACAGUUAUGAGGUCAAACUAAACAGAGCUUGAGGUGACAUUUUUUUCGCCAACCGCUCUCACCAAGGUUGAGAAUAAUGUAGAAGCCGCGGACGAGGAGUCCUAAAGUGCCAAGAAAAGGUCAGAAGAUCAGGUGUCAGUAAGAAAUUACAUUAUAGUCAACAGAAAUGUGUGGAAGCAGGAACAAUUCUCAUUUUCUCCUUUUUUGUGCUAUGGCUGCAGAUAAUGAUUAUUUUCUGGAUGAAUUGAUCAGCAGUUUGGUCUCUAAAUUGUCGGAAAAUGGUAAAAAAUAUUGAUCUAAUUUUACACAAAUGUCUUGUUAUUUAGGUAUUAAUUUUACAGAAAAUACUUUAACUGAUCAUUAAAACAGUUGAUGACUACCUUAAUAUUUGGCGACUAAUCGAUUAAUGGCUGCAGCUCCAAACCUUUUAAAGAUGUCACUAUUGGCUUUAAGACACUGUGAUCGACAUUUUCUCAUUCCGGUGAGACAAAACAAUAAAAUAAUCAGUAGAUUAAUCACUAAUGAAUAUCAUUGUUAGUUGCUGUUCUACUUAGCUCCAAAAUAUAGAUUUAUUAGUAGUUUCUCCUGGAUUCAUGGUAAAAUUACACACCAUAAUAAGAGUCCAACUGGAUUGAAAUGGAUCAUUUUCACUGUUGAUUUUCACAUAUUUUCUGGAUUAUUCAAUCAUGUUUGGUCUCUAAAUGGUAACGAAUGUCUAUCCUCUCCUCAAAUGUCUUGUUUUGUUCAAACAUAUUCAGUUUACUGUCAUAGAGGAGGAAAUAAACCAGAAAUUAUUCGUAUUUAAGAAACUGCAAUGACAGAAUUUCAACUGUGUUUAUUUUAAAUUGACUCGAGCUUUAUCUGAUUGUUUAAAUAAUCUAAUAAUAAUUGAAUAAUUGUCAAUCAACUGAUUAAUCAUUGCAGCUCCACUCAGUACCAAGCAGAAUAUUAGGCUGCAGCUUCUUUUAUGUUAUCCCUUUUAAAAUGAAUGAUCCUGCACCUUGAUCAGAACUUUAAAAAAAAGCUGAUAUUUGCAGAACAUUUUCUGUUGUUAACUGAAUAUUUGCAGGUUUUUUGGAGGUGUCACCCUCUACUCAGCAGGUUUUCUGUCAUUUUAUUGGCCAUUUAAUUGAAAACAUCCAACUAGUGAUUAUUUUCAUUGUCAAUCUGUUGAUUAUUUGGUGUCUAAAAUGUAAAAAAAAACAAUUGAUGCUUUUUCUUGUCUUAUAAAACUACUCAAAACGAUAAAUAGAUUUUCAAAAUAGUUGGUGAUGAAUUUUCGGAGCUCGAUUUUCAGUUCUGGAUCAGAGCUGGUUGCAGUGAACCCAUGCAGAGGAAGAAGAGGCCCAGUGGACUCAGACACCCUGAUAGUUUAGAUGAUUUUGGUUUUUCUCCAAAGUGCCUUAAUGUUCUGUUUGUGUCGGUUGGUCACUCGGUUUCAGUGCAGAACAACGUGGAACCACCUUCAGCGAGAGGUCGGUCUCCGGUUGGUUCCAGUGAGAUGAAGACACGAAGUGAUUUUAUUAUAUUUUAGACAAAAAGAUGUCCACAGUAUUAUAAGUCAUAUCACCAAGAGCUCACAUGACCUGUGUUGUUUUUCUACAUUUUUAAAAAGUGUGUUUAAACUACAAGUUGUAAUUUGUUGCAUGUUGUGAAUUAAAGCCUCAUUGCACCA
Messenger RNA from Amphiprion ocellaris (clown anemonefish), 9529 nucleotides. RefSeq names its product CKLF-like MARVEL transmembrane domain containing 7 (gene cmtm7). The record is from RefSeq and is a predicted model, not a curated record. Bases 118 to 597 code for a protein of 159 amino acids. Gene Ontology annotation, cellular component: membrane. The transcript is spliced from 5 exons. NCBI's taxonomy places the organism in Eukaryota, Metazoa, Chordata, Actinopteri, Pomacentridae.